Ochotona curzoniae (black-lipped pika) is the source of this 1360-nucleotide messenger RNA. RefSeq names its product lipoyl(octanoyl) transferase 2 (gene LIPT2). Lineage: Eukaryota; Metazoa; Chordata; Mammalia; Lagomorpha; Ochotonidae. The coding region runs from base 1 to 696 and encodes 231 amino acids. Gene Ontology annotation, molecular function: lipoyl(octanoyl) transferase activity. The record is from RefSeq and is a predicted model, not a curated record. Gene Ontology annotation, cellular component: mitochondrion. Gene Ontology annotation, biological process: protein lipoylation. The transcript is spliced from 2 exons.
AUGCGACAACCCGCGGUUCGGCUGCUGUGGCUGGGCCGGGUGCAGUACGGCGAGCUCCUGGCGCUGCAGGAGCGCUGGCUGCGCCGGCUGCAGGCCGAGCCAGGCCCCGACGCCCCGUCGGCGACCGAGGCGGGCGCGCUCCUGCUCUGCGAGCCCGCGGGGCCUGUGUACACGGCCGGGCUGCGCGGAGGUUUGACGCCCGAGGACACUGCGCGUCUGCGAGCCCUGGGCGCCGAGGUGCGCGCCACAGGCCGCGGCGGCCUAGCCACCUUCCACGGCCCCGGCCAGCUGCUGUGCCACCCAGUGCUGGACCUGCGACGCCUCGGCCUGCGCCUGCGCAUCCAUGUGGCGGCGCUGGAGGCGUGCGCAGUGCGCCUGUGCGAGCUGCAGGGCUUGCGGGGCGCGCGUGCACGGCCCCCGCCCUACACGGGCGUCUGGCUCGGGGAGCGCAAGAUCUGCGCCAUCGGUGUCCGCUGUGGAAGGCACAUCACAUCCCAUGGGCUGGCACUGAACUGCGCUACUGACCUCACGUGGUUUGAGCACAUUGUGCCGUGUGGACUGGAGGGGACAGGUGUCACUUCGCUGAGUCAAGAGCUGCAGAGGCACGUCUCUGUGGAAGAGGCGAUGCCGCCCUUCCUCGUGGCCUUUCAAGAAACCUACAAGUGCACAUUGAUCUCCAAGGACAGCCCCAUCUGAUGGACGUUCAUGCGACCCGCAGCCAGGGCGGCCUUGCCUUGGAAAGCACCACUGUCUGACUUGAGAACCUGGCACCCAGGUUGGAGGCCAAUGCAGUUCCUGAAUGACAGACUGAAGUGCCACCAGAAGCUCUAAGCGGUUGUUGCCAUGUGUAUUAUGGUUUGUUCAUAGCUUCCUUUGCCUCCUUUGCCUACCUCAGAGAUAACAGAUGUGAAAACGCUAUGAAAAGCCUCCACAACUAUAAGAAAUAGUGCUAUGGACACCAGCCUCUCAGUUAAGAGAAACAGAUGUCACGGAUGGUCAAUUAUCAGUUAUUUGUUCCUUCCUUAAAACCAUCUCUAAUCGGGUGUUUCUGGCUUUGAUUUUUGUGGGGUUCGGGUCUCCGGUUGGUCCAGGUGAAGAUGCCCAGUAAGAUGUAGUGCUUUUUUAUUCUCAAGAGAUCUGGAUGCCUUUUGCAGUAAAGGGAAGGUAGAGAUUUUGACCUCCUGGCUUGGAAUCCCCACUUUUGGUCAUUUAACUCCUUUCUUUCCUGAUACACUUGAACUGGACCGAAGGCAGGGAGAAACACCAGAGUCAUUUCUCCCAUUGUCCACAUGCAAGACAGAAUUGAGUGUUCACAGUUAUGUAAUUCUGCCUAACAAAUCACUAAAUCCUAGAGAUUCAA